CGCUAACAACCAACCGCCAACCUUUCUCUCUUCUCAAGUUUCUUGCAGCGGCGCUCUCUAUCCACUGGACUCCACGCACUACACAAGGAGUGCAGUCGACGGACAUCAAAUGCAGGUAUAGCCAGUUGGGGUGGAAGAGCGUAACCUACAGGUUCCCACCCCCUCUCCAGGCAGUAGCGCGGACGAACGUGAACAAGAAAAGCAGAGAAUGCCUUCAUACAGCGCUGUCAUUCAGGAUGAUGACAUCGAUGCGCUGGAACAACGAGUGAACAGGGAGAACAGGCGAGCGGCGAACGGUGGCGGCGUGCGGAUCAAGAAGCCGGGCAGGAAGCGGAGGGAUCUCACGUUCAGCGGCGGCGGACAGGCGAGCUGGAUAUCGAGUGUGAUCAACUUGGUGAACACGAUCGUCGGAGCCGGCGUGCUUGCUAUGCCCCGCGCCCUCUCGCAGAUGGGCAUUCUCCUGGGCACCUUCGUGAUAAUAUGGUCCGGCCUGUGCUCCGGGUUCGGUCUGUACCUGCAGACGAAGUGCGCGCGCUACCUCGAACGCGGCCACUCGUCGUUCUUUGCGCUGAGCCAGCUGACGUACCCGAACGCGGCCGUUCUGUUCGACGCCGCGAUCGCGAUCAAGUGCUUUGGCGUGGGCAUCAGCUAUCUGAUCAUCAUCGGGGACCUGAUGCCUGGUGUCGUGCUUGGCUUCAGAGAAAGUGCUGGUGAGAUAGGAUAUCUCGUCGAUCGACAUUUUUGGAUCACCGCCUUCAUGCUCAUCGUUAUACCGUUGUCAUUUUUGCGUCGUCUAGAUUCGCUCAAAUAUACAUCCGUCAUCGCUUUGGUGGCCAUCGGAUAUCUCAUCAUACUCGUCCUAGCCCACUUCAUCAAGGGCGACACACUAGUUGACCGAGGCGAAAUCCACGUCUUCACCUGGCAAGGCCCCGUACAAGCCCUGGCCAGUUUUCCCGUCAUCGUCUUUGCAUACACGUGCCACCAAAAUAUGUUUUCCAUCCUCAAUGAGAUAUCGAACAACUCGCACUUCCGCACAACUGCAGUGGUGGUCGCCUCCAUUGGAACGGCUUGCAGCAUUUACAUCCUCGUCGCCAUAACAGGAUAUCUUUCGUAUGGCGAUAACAUUGCCGGCAACAUUGUCGCCAUGUAUCCGCCUGCUGUGCCAUCCACCAUUGGCCGCGCUGCGAUCGUUGUGCUCGUCAUGUUCAGCUAUCCCCUGCAAGUACACCCUUGCCGCGCCAGUGUGGACGCGGUGCUCAAGUGGCGGCCUGGACGGUCACGCGAGGAACCUAGGGCACGCAGAGAAGAAGGCAGCGAGAUGAGCGACGCGAGAUUCGCGGUCAUCACGACCAUCAUCAUAGUCCUGUCGUACAUUGUCGCCAUGACGGUGCAUAGCCUCGAGGCCGUGCUUGCCUACGUAGGAUCCACAGGCUCUACGUCCAUUUCCUUCAUUCUGCCCGGUCUGUUCUACUACAAGAUCUCCGAUCCGGACUCCCCACACAAGCACAGGCUGCUCAAGUCCGACGACGAGGACGACUACGAUUCAGACGAAGGCAGCGUGUCGGUGAGGACGAGUCUGCGUAGCGUGCGGAGUGUCGGCAGCUUGGUAAGCAAGAGGCAGUGGAAGGAGGCGCUGUUGCGAAAGCUGAGCUUGGCCCUUGCCGUCUACGGGGUGUUGGUAAUGAUUGUGUGUUUGACGAUGAACAUUUUUUUCCAUGCCAGCCAUUGAGCGGAGGAUGGAUGAUCUAGCUUACAGGAAGUACCAUGUUUUGAAUAGACGUAGUGUAUGGAGUCUCGGAGCGUUAGAAUUAUGUGUAUACGGAGCUUUAGAGGGCAUACUGCGAGGGGAUGAAUCCUGGCAUAUUAGCGCAUCAUUUAGAUACAUCGUGGGUAUUGUGACCGAGCAUGACGUUCAUGUCAUCAAUGCUUCAAUUGGUGGAUAAGUUCUUGUGACCUUUUCAUAAACAAACUACGGCCAAGUCAUUGGCCAGUCAACCAGAGUAGUGGCAUUCCUAAUGCG
Messenger RNA from Verruconis gallopava, 2020 nucleotides. RefSeq lists its product as uncharacterized. Lineage: Eukaryota; Fungi; Ascomycota; Dothideomycetes; Venturiales; Sympoventuriaceae. Gene Ontology annotation, molecular function: L-histidine transmembrane transporter activity; L-arginine transmembrane transporter activity; L-tyrosine transmembrane transporter activity. Gene Ontology annotation, biological process: amino acid transmembrane transport. Gene Ontology annotation, cellular component: fungal-type vacuole membrane. The transcript is spliced from 4 exons. The record is from RefSeq and is a predicted model, not a curated record. The coding region runs from base 209 to 1729 and encodes 506 amino acids.